Microthlaspi erraticum is the source of this 3903-nucleotide messenger RNA. The record is from the annotation of a GenBank genome assembly. NCBI's taxonomy places the organism in Eukaryota, Viridiplantae, Streptophyta, Magnoliopsida, Brassicales, Brassicaceae.
AUGGGGAACAAGAGGUUCAGGGCUGAAAAUGCAGGGAAGCCAACUUCCGUCGAAGCUACUAGAAUUUGGGCGUCCAAGGUCAUCGACGACUUUCGAGCUUCCGGGAACGAAGUUUACACGUUUGAGCAUAAUCUUUCAAAUAGCGAGCGUGGCGUAAUUCAUCAGAUGUGCCGGAAAAUGGGUAUUCAAUCGAAAAGUUCCGGGCGUGGGGAUCAAAGGCGGCUUUCGAUAUAUAAAGGCAGGCACAAAAAUGGAAAGAAAGAUGAGAAAUCAAAUAGAGAGAAGCUUAAAUGUGUGUCAUUUCCGCCGGAGGCAGAUGCUAUUCUUCAGGAGUUGUUUACUCACUACCCGCCUUGUGACGGAGACACUGCCGCAACGUCAUUCAACAAGUACUCUGGGAAAUCCGGUAAACAAGGGCAGUGGAACGAUGAUUUUUUCCGGAAACCGAAAAGUAGCAGUGAAGAGAUCCUUGAGAAAGUGGCAUCUCUGAGUUCUAGGCUUAGGAAGGAUAAAGCUCUUCAGGAGAUCUCUAAGCUGCGGUCAAAGCUUCCCAUCACAUCUUUUAGAGAGGCAAUUACAUCUGCGGUGGAAUCCAAUCAGGUUAUUCUCAUUUCUGGUGAAACUGGUUGCGGGAAAACUACUCAGGUCCCUCAAUAUCUUUUAGACCAUAUGUGGUCAAACAAAAGAGAAACUUGUAAAAUUGUUUGCACCCAACCUCGUCGUAUCUCCGCUAUGUCAGUAUCUGAAAGGAUAUCCUGUGAAAGAGGCGAAAGCAUUGGAGAAAACAUUGGUUACAAGGUUCGACUGCAAAGCAAAGGUGGAAGACACUCAUCAGUUGUUUUCUGCACGAAUGGCAUCCUCCUUAGGGUGCUUGUUGGCAAAGGCUCUGCUAGCUAUGUAUCCGACAUAACUCACAUCAUUGUGGAUGAAAUCCAUGAAAGGGAUUGCUACUCCGAUUUCAUGUUGGCAAUUAUAAGGGACUUGCUUCCGUCAAAUCCCCAUCUCCGUCUGAUUCUAAUGAGUGCUACGCUUGAUGCUGAGAGAUUUUCGGGAUAUUUUGGAGGUUGCCCUGUCGUCCGUGUCCCUGGAUUCACUUAUCCAGUGAGAACCUUAUAUUUGGAGGAUGUGCUCUCUAUUCUGAAGUCAGGCGGAGAUAAUCAUCUAAACUCCUCUGCCAACUUGGGAAUACCAGAGCAGAAGCUUGCUUUGACUGAUGAAGAGAAACUUGCUUUAGAUGAAGCAAUCAUCUUGGCUUGGACAAAUGAUGAGUUCGAUGCCCUCUUAGAUCUAGUUUCUUCUCGAGGAAGCCAUGAGAUCUACAAUUAUCAGCACCAAUCAACAGGGCUAACACCACUAAUGGUCUUUGCUGGAAAGGGCUUGAUCAGCGAUGUCUGCAUGCUCCUCUCAUUUGGCGCAGACUGGAACUUAAAGUCUAAAGAAGGUAUGGCAGCAUUAGAAUUGGCCGAAACAGAGAAUCAACUAGAAGCUGCUCAAAUAAUCAGGGAGCACGCAGAAAAUUCCCAGUCUAAUUCUCAGCAAGCUCAACAGUUACUUGAUAAGUACAUGGCGACGAUCAACCCAGAGCAGGUCGAUGUGAGUCUUAUACAACAGUUGAUGAGGAAAAUAUGUGGUGAUUCAGAAGAUGGUGCCAUUCUUGUUUUUUUACCUGGAUGGGAUGAUAUAAAUAAGACAAGACAGAGAUUACUUGAUAACCCGUUCUUCGCACAGAGUACUAAAUUCGACAUCAUAUGUCUUCACUCAAUGGUUCCAGCAGGGGAACAGAAGAAAGUUUUCACUCGCCCUCCUCGAGGUUGCCGCAAAAUCGUGCUUGCAACAAAUAUAGCUGAAUCAGCAGUUACCAUUGAUGAUGUGGUUUAUGUGAUAGAUAGUGGCCGGAUGAAGGAAAAGAGCUAUGAUCCUUACAAUAAUGUUUCAACCCUCCAAUCUUCUUGGGUAUCAAAAGCAAAUGCAAAGCAGCGUGAAGGUCGAGCAGGCCGUUGCCAGCCUGGGAUUUGUUAUCAUCUUUAUUCUAGACUUCGGGCAGCCUCUAUGCCAGAAUUUAAAGUUCCUGAAAUUAAGAGGAUGCCAGUAGAAGAACUCUGCUUACAGGUUAAGAUACUCGAUCCAAAUUGUAAAACAAAUGAUUUCCUUCAGAAACUGUUGGACCCGCCUGUUGAUCAAAGUAUUGCAAACGCCUUGAGCAUCCUGCAAGACAUUGGGGCCCUGACCCCUGAGGAAGAGCUGACAGAACUUGGAGAGAAGUUUGGGCAUCUCCCAGUUCAUCCUCUGAUAAGCAAAAUGCUUUUCUUCGCUGUAUUAGUAAACUGUCUGGAUCCAGCACUUACUCUGGCAUGUGCAGCCGACUACAAGGAACCGUUUACCAUGCCUAUGUCGCCAGUUGAAAAACAGAAAGCUGCUGCUGCGAAACUUGAACUUGCGUCACUUUGUGGAGGUGACAGUGAUCACCUAGCGGUUGUUGCUGCCUUUGAGUGCUGGAGAAACGCAAAAGAAAGAGGUCUUGCGGCAGAGUUUUGCUCUCAGUACUUUGUCUCCCCAAGUGCAAUGAAGAUGUUGGAUCAAAUGCGUAGCCAACUUGAGUCAGAACUUAAAAGACACGGGAUUAUUCCUGGUGACAUCUCAAGCUGUAGCCAGAAUUCGCGUGACCCCGGUAUACUCCGUGCUGUCCUAGCAGUAGGAUUGUAUCCUAUGGUGGCAAGGUUGUGCCCAUCUUUUGGUAAUAAUCGAAGGUCUUUAGUAGAGACUGCUAGUGGUGCCAAAGUUCGUGUGCAUUCUUUGUCAAACAACUUCAACUUGUCCUCGAGGAAGUAUGAUGAAUCUUUAGUUGUUUUCGAUGAGAUCACACGUGGAGAUGGAGGCAUGCACAUAAGAAACUGUACUGUUGCUCGCGAUCUUCCGUUGUUACUGGUCUCAACAGAGAUAGCUGUAGCUCCUACAGAGAACGUUGAUGCUGAUGAUAGUGAUGACGAAGAAGAACAAGAAGAUGAUGAAGAAACAGGAGAAGAAGAAGAAGGAGAUAAUAGUAAUGAAGAAGGUAUGGAUAUACAUAAAGCAGAGAGUAGGCGUGGGCAGAAAAUGAUGUCUUCACCUGAAAACUCAGUCAAGUUGGUAGUGGAUCGGUGGCUGCCUUUCAGAACCACAGCCCUUGAAGUUGCUCAAAUGUACAUUUUGCGGGAGCGACUAACAGCAUCCAUUUUGUUCAAAGUAAGACAUCCACGGGAACAUUUGCCGCCUCAUCUCGGAGCUUCUAUGUAUGCAAUAGCUUGUAUUCUCUCAUAUGAUGGUCACGCGGGACUUUCAUCUUCAUCGCAGUCUAUGGGACGAAAACAUUCGAGGACUGAGACGUAUGAUACCGGAGGAUGGGAAGAGAAUCCAAACUCUUUCCUCAACUCUCUCUUUUGGUCUCUGAGUCUGAAAGAGAGCAAACCUUCUUCUAGCCACGCGAAUAGGAAUCGACAUCAUGAAUUCAAUGCGGCUCAUACAGAAGCUAGGCAGCAAAACAAUAAGGAAAGGAAGCCCAAAUCAGCCAACAAUGCUGAUUUUGGUAAGAGAAAAGAGAAAAUGUUGGUUAAUCACAGCAAUGGGAUUCACCAACCUCAAGCUGCAUCUACUGCUAAUCAAUCAAAGCACAAAUCAGCCAACAGUUCGGGUUUGGGUAACAAGAAAGAGAACAUGCCUACUGGCCAGAGCCAUGGGAAUCAGCAACCAAACACGGCUCCAAGAGAAGCAGCUGCAUCAAUGGCUAAACAUCAAAGCAGUAAGAAAAUCAAGAACAGAGCACCCAACAACUCGGAUUCGGGUAAGAAGAAAGACAUGUAUGUUCCAAAGAUAGAUCUCCAUAAAAGACAACGUGAAGACAAACCAGAACAGAAGGGAAAUGCUUGA